This is a messenger RNA of Talaromyces proteolyticus, 1140 nucleotides long. RefSeq names its product putative 60S acidic ribosomal protein P0. Lineage: Eukaryota; Fungi; Ascomycota; Eurotiomycetes; Eurotiales; Trichocomaceae. Bases 171 to 911 code for a protein of 246 amino acids. Gene Ontology annotation, cellular component: nucleolus; preribosome, large subunit precursor. Gene Ontology annotation, biological process: ribosomal large subunit assembly; nuclear-transcribed mRNA catabolic process; rRNA processing. The transcript has 2 exons. The record is from RefSeq and is a predicted model, not a curated record. Gene Ontology annotation, molecular function: RNA binding.
AAAAAAUCGAGGUAAAAUUUAUCAAAUCGCUAAAUCGACCACCCUGAGCCUCCAUCCGGCCGAUUCUGACUCAGCUUUUGCAAUAUUGUAUUACCUUGCUCGAAAUUGUGCAAUUUUUCUUCUUCACGCUAAUUUGUUACAACCAACGCACCAACGCGAGUUCAUUCACAAUGCCUGUCUCCAAGCGUGCCCGCCUGGUCCACGAGUCCAAGACGAGCAAGAAGAACCACAAGGAGCAAACCCGACGACUGUUCGCCAACAUCCGUGAAUGCGUGGAGCAGUAUGAACACCUCUUCGUCUUCUCUGUCGACAACAUGCGCAACACAUAUCUGAAAGACGUGCGCACAGAAUUCUCCGAGAGCCGACUAUUCUUCGGCAAAACAAAAGUCAUGGCUGUGGCACUGGGAAAUACAGCUGAGACCGCAUUCGCCGAGAACCUGGACAAAUUGACGCCGUUCCUGACUGGCGCCGUGGGACUGCUUUUCACUUCUCGAUCCGCCGACGACGUCCUCGCAUACUUUGACUCCUUCGCCCCAUCUGAUUAUGCGCGUGCGGGAACGGUUAGUACCCGUGCAUUCACGAUCCCUAAUGGCGUGGUGUAUUCGCGGGCUGGGGAGAUCCCGAUUACGGAGGAUGAGCCGAUCAGCCACACUGUUGAGCCGACGCUGCGGAAGCUGGGUGUGCCUACGAGGCUUGUUAAGGGGAAAGUCAUGCUUGAGUUGACGGAGGGAGAGGAAGGGCAUCUUGUUUGUCGUGAAGGCGAGACGUUGGACUCGAAACAGACGACGUUAUUGAAGAUGUUUGGCGUGGCGACCUCGGAAUUCCGGGUGGUUAUGAAGGCUCAAUGGGAUAGAGACACUCAUCAAAUCACAAUCCGAGAGAAGUCGGGCGCGGAAAUGGAGCUCGAGUAAAGUAACUACUUUUCUUCUCGUUGAAUGGUUUGAGCAUUUCAGGUGUACGGCGUUUUGAGGGUAUACUGGGAUCUUGAUAAAAGUGUCAUGUUUUGUUGAGUCUUGAUAUAACAGAGCUAUGACGUGCAGCGAUCGAGCAAACGCUUAUACGUGAUUUAACGCUCCUGUCUGUUUGAAGUUUAAGGACUACAUACAUUAUAUGGAUUAUUCAUAGGAAUAGAUAUGACCG